Monopterus albus (swamp eel) is the source of this 2212-nucleotide messenger RNA. It is a transcript of the gene fgfbp3, whose product is annotated as fibroblast growth factor binding protein 3. Gene Ontology annotation, molecular function: growth factor binding. Bases 133 to 846 code for a protein of 237 amino acids. The record is from RefSeq and is a predicted model, not a curated record. Gene Ontology annotation, biological process: cell-cell signaling. Lineage: Eukaryota; Metazoa; Chordata; Actinopteri; Synbranchiformes; Synbranchidae. The transcript is spliced from 3 exons.
UUCCCUGAAUCCCCUCCCUCCUCCUCCUCCUCCUCCUCCUCCUUUAUUCUCGUCUUCUCCCUCUUUUAUCGGAGUGUUCGUGGCCCCCACAUUCUCACAGCGACUCAGAGCUGCCGAGCGUCACAUGCCACAAUGAGCACCCUACCGAGCAGCUUCCUCUUCCUCCUCCUCCUCCUCUGCCUCCCUGUCCUCACUGAGGCCAAGCGGCCGUCUGGUCAGGGGAAACCUGACAAACCUCGCCAGCCUCCACCGACCCCCACACCGGCCAAGAGACCCAGAAAUCGCUCAGUGCCCGGCUCCGGAGAGCUGACCACCAAGGGCGGGCAUCGUUGCACCUGGCAGACAUCUGGUGAAGGCCUGGUGAGCCUGCUGGUGAACUGCAGCACUGAGACACUGGGAGACCAGCAGAGGUACUCAUGCCGUUAUGCCGGUAAACCAGACCUUUGUCAGGCCUAUGGGGUGAAGUCCAGUCAGUACUGGAAGCAGCUGGUGGGUAAGCUGAAGAAAAGGCAGAAUGCCUGUGAAGGAGAGAAGGUCAUGAAAGCCAAAACCUGCAAGAAGGCGCCUGUUGAGGCCCACAUGAAGCUCGCUGAGCGCAGCGGAGAGGAGGAGAGGAAGGGAGGGAAGGAAGGAGGGAAGAAGAAGGUGUCGCUGGCCAGUAAGAGCUCAGAUGGAGAGAAGAAGAAGAAGAAACAAGAAGAGGAGGAAGAAGAGAAGAAGAAGAAAGAGGAGAUAACUGGAUUUGGGGAUGAAGGAAUGGUGAACGACAUGGAGCCGGUGCAGAGCUACUGCAGCGAGGGGUGGCACGCCGUCUGCUCCUUCUUUGUCAAGUUUUUUGAGGGUUGAUAGGAAAUUAUAAAGCAAAUGCAAAGGUAACUUUUAAUACAUGAUGGCGCAAUUUCAAGAUCUGAAAACAACUGAAAUAAAGAUGUUUUUUAAUCAUACUGGAAGCAUCAGGCAGCAAAGGUAUUUUUGAUUUUGUCUUUAACUUUGAGCUGUUCAAGUAUAAAGUUGAUCACAUUUUUAAAUAAGCAUCAUCAUUAGAUUAAAACUUUUCAGAUGCUGAGUAGGAUUUGGUCUCAAAGCAAAAUGAAAUUAUGAACCUUUACUUUUGUUCUUUAUGAAUUUAGGCCCCAGGCAUCUAAUUUCUAAUGCUAGAAAUAAUCAAAACUCUGCAACCUAAAAUACAGCCAUUAAAUCAAUCCCAUCAAUACUGACAGCAAGCUAUGAUUCAUAAACGUUCAUCCCAGUCAUCAGAAACACGGAGCAUCUGCUGAUUUGUAUUAACAGAGUAUGUUUAGCUUGGGGACAUCUUGUGUCACAAUAUGUUGUUUUUUCUCCUCUAGAAAUGUCAAAUCAGAUAAAACCGAACAGUUGAGUUGUAUAAACUGUUUAAUCUAACAUAAAAAUAAUGUCCCUGUGGACAAUAACAAGUCAGUGAGCAUCAGUGAUGAUAGUAAUGAUUACUUGAUGAAUAGAUUUGUCAUUUAUUCUCGUCUCUGAAGCCUCUUCUCCCCUAAAAUGUGACCAUAGGUUAUUUGUACAAGCAGCUUAUUACAGCCAUAGUGGAGUUUAGUGGUUAAGCUACAUGUUGUGGUUGUGUGAGACGCCAUCAGUUUCAGCAAAGGCCCCAGAACAACGUCUAUGUUCACACCCUCUAGUGGUCGUAGUAAUGUUGGCGGGAGAGCAGGAGGAAGUCAGGUGACGUUUUAGAGUGACAAAGUCCCCUUAGGGAGGAGGAUGGGGUGGGUGUUCAGGAUGACAAACGCUGGACAGGAGGCCCCUGCUACUGUUUCCAACUGACAGUUCAGCUUUAUUCACAUUUAUUACUGCAACCUUCACGACAAACGUCCCCAACGACGUUUUCCUAAACCUAACCAAACCUUUACCACAUCACUCACACAUUAUAAAAAUGCUAGCUAUUUAUUUUUCCAGUUUUUAGCAACGCAUCAGUGACCAAGUAGCGGCUCCUAUGGGUCGUAUCAGAGUGUGCGGACAAAUGACCUACUGUCUGUGGUUGUUUACGGCGGAUGGCUCGGUGUGUUUUUCUGAAGUGGAACUAAUAUUUUCAAUAACCUUGUGUAACUGUUUUGUAAAAGCAAUCUGGUUACUGCUUGAUGUGACCUGUGUCAGUUAAAUUUGUGCAGCAAUUUUUAUAUAUUUGCAGGACUAAUUUUAACACUGUUUCUGGAAUUAAAGAAUAAACAAAGUG